Acipenser ruthenus (sterlet) is the source of this 1738-nucleotide messenger RNA. RefSeq names its product C-X-C chemokine receptor type 3-like. The transcript has 3 exons. Gene Ontology annotation, molecular function: C-X-C chemokine receptor activity. Gene Ontology annotation, biological process: regulation of leukocyte migration; G protein-coupled receptor signaling pathway; inflammatory response. NCBI's taxonomy places the organism in Eukaryota, Metazoa, Chordata, Actinopteri, Acipenseriformes, Acipenseridae. The coding region runs from base 1 to 1518 and encodes 505 amino acids. Gene Ontology annotation, cellular component: membrane. The record is from RefSeq and is a predicted model, not a curated record.
AUGGGGGUACCGCGAGCAUCCAGCCCCCAGAAGGGGGACCGCGAGCGUCCAGCCCCCAGACGGGGGUACCGCGAGCAUCCAGCCCCCAGACGGGGGGACCGCGAGCAUCCAGCCCCCAGACAGGGGACCGCGAGCGUCCAGCCCCCAGACGGGGGACCGCGAGCAUCCAGCCUCCAGACGGGGGACCCCGAGCAUCCAGCCUCCAGACGGGGGACCGCGAGCGUCCAGCCCCCAGACGGGGGACCGCGAGCGUCCAGCCCCCAGACGGGGGACCGCGAGCGUCCAGCCCCCAGACGGGGGACCGCGAGUGUCCAGCCCCCAGAUGGGGGACCGCGAGCGUCCAGCCCCCAGACGGGGGACCGCGAGCGUCCAGCCCCCAGACAGGGGGACCGCGAGCAUCCAGCCCCCAGACGGGGGACCGCGAGCAUCCAGCGCCCAGACUGGGGGACAGCGAGCGUCCAGCGCCCAGACGGGGGGACCGGUUUCUCUGAGAAGAUUUCCUUUGAAGCGGAUGAUCUGUUCAAUGACAACGGCACCUAUGACUAUAACUACGCCUACAACUAUAACUACUCCAGCGACUAUAACUACUCCAGCGACUCCUGCUGUGGUCAGGCGUGUACCCAGCAUGAUGGCGUCUUCGAGCCCGUGCUGUACUCCCUGAUCUUCGUGCUGGGGUUGCUAGGGAACGGGCUGGUCAUAGCAGUGCUGCUGCAGUUCAGGCGCACCUGGAAUGUGACGGACACUUUCAUCCUCCACCUGGCGCUGGCCGACUUCCUGCUGGUCAUCACGAUGCCCUUCUGGGCCACCGAGGCCGUCCACGGCUGGGUCUUCGGAACCGGGCUGUGCAAGAUCGUAGGGGCCACUUUCAAGGUGAACUUCUACUGCUGGAUAUUCUUGCUGGGCUGCAUCAGCUUGGAUCGCUACCUGUCCAUCGUCCACGCGGUCCAGAUGUACAGCCGGAGGAAGCCCUGGGUGGUCCAGGCCAACUGCGUGAUCAUGUGGGGGGUCUGUUUCCUCAUGAGCGUCCCUGACCUGGUGUUCCUGGAAGCCGUGAAGGACGACAGGAGAGACGGCCGGACGGAGUGUCUCCACAACUACAGCAUCGAAGCGGCAGGACAGUGGAGGCUCUUCUCCCGGCUCCUGUACCACAUCGCUGGGUUCUUCCUCCCCUCCGCGGUCAUGGUCUUCUGCUACACCAUGAUCCUCCACACGCUGGGCAAGUCCCAAGGCCUCCAGAAGAGAAAAGCCAUGAAGGUAAUUCUGGCUUUGGUGGUGGCUUUCUUUGUGUGCUGGACUCCCUUCAACGUGGUCAUCUUCUUGGACACGCUGGUCUUGGAGAAAGCGAUGGAGCCAACCUGCGGGAUGCAGAAUUUCCUGGAUAUUGGGAAGACUGUCACCUCCUGUCUGGGGUACCUGCACUGCUGCCUGAACCCCAUCCUGUACGCCUUCGUGGGGGUGAAGUUUCGGAAUAACCUCCUGGAUGUUUUGAGCACGCUCGGCUGCAACAUCAAGAAAUAACGGCCAGUCGGGUGGAGGGGAACCAAUUGGUCGGAAUCUGGGGAUACGAGUGUUUUGAGGAAAAGCUCCAGGGGGGCCACAGCACAGUCACAGAGCUUUUAGAACCCCAUGCAAAAUGGACACCAUUGGUUUUUUUUGUGUGUUUUUUUACAGUAGGCUAAAAGGCACAUUUUUAUAGUUUUUUUUUUUAAAUAAAUAAAUAACCCUGAAUGAUAUGGAA